GGCCUCUUGCCUGUAUAUCUGGUAUAUCCCUUAUCUGGUUAUGCUUCCUGCUAAAGUGGAUUGCCUCGCACUUAGCUGGGUCAAAGGCAACCUUGUUAUCAGUGCCCCAGUUGAGGAUACCUAUAUCAUCUGCAUAACCAAACCGAAGCUUUUGAUUAUCAGCUAGGAUAUCGGCUAUGUAUAGUAAAAAGAGUAUCGGGGAUAGUGAGGAGCCUUGCGGCAGCCCACAGGAUAGGGGGGAGUCCUCUGUAGUAGUAUCCUCUAGCCUAACCCGAGCAGUUCGGCUGGAGGUGAAGGUAAAGAUCAGCCUAAUCAGGCUACCAGGCCAGCCCUGCUGCCGUAGCCUAAUAAUAAGUUGGUUGAAGAUGAUUGAGGUGGCAUUUGAAAAUGCCAAGAGGACCUCUGAGCAGUUCAAGGAGCUCAACGAGGAGGAGGAGGAGGAGUCCGAGAACCUCCAGGUUCCUGAUCAGGAUGCCGAGAUGGAGAAGGCAGAUCAGACCGUGAAGAAACUUGUUUCAAAGUUCCGCAAGGUCACCCUUCUUCGACGAGAGAAGGUCACCACUUCUGAACGACAGGAGGUCGGCGCUCUAGCUAAAGCCCAGUAAGCCAUCUAUCGCAAGUCCGAGUUCGAGGGGUUAGUCGGAUCUAUUUGCACCAUCGUGGACAACCUCGUCAAGCUUUUCCCAGCACUUCACCCACAGCAAACUGACCUAUGCCUUGUUGAGGCGAAAGAAGUCGGGCCCGAA
Colletotrichum phormii is the source of this 746-nucleotide messenger RNA. RefSeq lists its product as uncharacterized. The record is from RefSeq and is a predicted model, not a curated record. The transcript has 2 exons. Lineage: Eukaryota; Fungi; Ascomycota; Sordariomycetes; Glomerellales; Glomerellaceae. The coding region runs from base 177 to 605 and encodes 142 amino acids.